Cladophialophora yegresii CBS 114405 is the source of this 1980-nucleotide messenger RNA. RefSeq lists its product as uncharacterized. The coding region runs from base 1 to 1980 and encodes 659 amino acids. The record is from RefSeq and is a predicted model, not a curated record. Gene Ontology annotation, molecular function: enzyme binding; enzyme inhibitor activity; carbon-oxygen lyase activity. NCBI's taxonomy places the organism in Eukaryota, Fungi, Ascomycota, Eurotiomycetes, Chaetothyriales, Herpotrichiellaceae. Gene Ontology annotation, cellular component: cytosol; nucleoplasm; mitochondrion. Gene Ontology annotation, biological process: response to fructose; negative regulation of glucokinase activity; amino sugar catabolic process. The transcript has 3 exons.
AUGGCAGCACUGAACGACUUGGCCGAGUUGCAAACCGAACAAAGAAACUCGGCUUCGUCCAAUGUCGACCGGGUCUCCACGCUCGGACUCUGCCACAUCAUCAAUGACCAGGACGCUACGAUCGCGGGCUCGGUAGCAAAAUGUAUCCCAGCCAUAGCGGCAGCGAUUGACUGCUUAGCUGGUAGGGUCCGUGCUGGAGGCAGGGUGGUCUAUGUCGGUGCUGGGACCAGCGGCAGGCUGGGAGUCUUGGAUGCGUCAGAAAUCCCUCCGACCUUCUCCUCACCAGAAGGUCAGUUUGUGGGCAUCAUUGCAGGCGGAGAGGCAGCCAUUCGACAUGCACAAGAGGGGGCCGAAGACGAUGCCGAUGCAGCGGUCCAAGACCUUGAGGCACUCCAUCUGCAUGGUCCGGUCGACUCGUUGAUUGGCAUUGCCGCUUCAGGGCGCACCCCGUACGUGCUGAGCUGCCUCGCAUAUGCGAAGAGGCUGGGUUGCGCCACCAUAGGUGUAGCUUGCACGGAGCCAUCCGCUAUGAGUAAAACCAACAUAGUCGACUAUAUGAUCAGCCCCAUCGUCGGAGCAGAGGUCGUCACGGGAAGCACGAGGAUGAAGGCGGGUACUGCAACCAAGCUGGUGCUCAAUAUGUUGAGCACCGGGACGAUGAUCAAGUUGGGAAAGACAUUCGGGAACAUGAUGGUGGACCUGAAAGCCACGAACCUCAAACUUCAACAGCGGUCUCGAAACAUAUUACGAACAGUCUGUGGUCUGAGGUGUCCCAAAUCGGACGAGGACCUCGACAAUCUUCUGCACAAUUGCGAUGGUAGCGUUAAGCUCGCCAUCACAACGUUGAGCUUGGGGGUGUCUGUGUCAGAAGCGGGGCGUCGUCUUGAUGCAACCGGUGGUGUCCUCGCAAACCUCUUAGAACAGGUCAGCACUCCAUGGCUCCCACAAAAUAGCGAGAGCCAGAGAUAUCUUCUCUGCGUCGAUGGAGGGGGGAGCAAGUGUGCGGCAGCAGUCUUAUCCGUCGAUGGCGAAUAUGGGCAGGGCGUCUCCUCUGGCUGCAAUGUGACAGAUAUCGGCGUCGAAGCCUCAAUUGCGUCCAUCUCAUUAGCAAUACAACGGGCCUGCGACACACUGCCCACCCUCAGCGGCAAGAGCUGGAGACCCAGCUUUUUCUCUUCUGUCUGGAUUGCGCUAGCCGGGCAUGAUCGAAAGCAUAUCGCCAUGGCCGUCGACAAAGCCUUGGAGAACUUGUUCGCGCGACCACAAGGAACAGGCUUGACAAUCACAAAUGAUAUUGAGCUUCUUGCAAUUACAGCUGCCGAGAAAGACGACGUCGAUUCAGCGGUAGUGCUCGUAGCUGGGACUGGAUCUGUUGCAAUGAGCUUCAAGCGUCAAGAAGGUCGGUUCGUUCGCACCCGAAGGUCAGGAGGUUGGGGUCAUCUGCUUUGUGACGACGGCUCAGGCUUUGACAUCGGGCGGCGGGCUAUACGCAUCGCAUUGGCUGCAUUGGAGGGUGACACUACAGCGCGCGAUCGAGACCGGGGGUUCGUGCACAAGCCUGCUUCACAGAUCGAAAGCCUAGUACUUGAUCACUUUCGGCCCUUAGGCACUCAUACGCACGACUUCGACUUGCUGAGCACAGUACUGGCGUGGCCGUCGGAACUGGUGAAGAAGAGACGCAUCGCACAAGUCGCUCGCCUUGUCAUCGAGGCUAGCAAAUCUGACCCUGAAGCCAAAGAUAUUGUCGACAGGGCCGUAGAAGCUCUGGCGCGGCUGCUCACCACCCUUACCCGUUCCGGACAGAUCGAUACCCAAAGUUCAGUAUUGGUCCUGGGAGGCGGAUUGAUGCAGAGUCCAGCUUUCUCAAACGCGGUCGUGCAGUUACUAGGCGAGAAAGGGGCGGCCUUUAGGCACGUCGAGGUUGUCGAGCAUCCUGCCAGCUCCGGCGUGAGGUACUUGUUGCACAAGCGGCAUGAUUGA